AUGAUUGCAGUACACCACCACCCCACUGGACUGCUUAAGACAGCUAAAAGUGUUGGAUUUCAAUAUCACGGUAUCACUUUAGCGUUCCGAUAUACUUCUGAAGCAUCUUGUGCAUUUGCUAGUGUUCAACAUCUAGUUAGAGAGGUAGCAGCAGGAUGGGAAUUUAGGAUGUUGCAUGCAACAACUGCUUCUUUCGUCUUCUUGUGUAUCUUAAUACACAUGUCUCGAGGUAUGUAUAACUCCAGCUAUAGUUAUUUAACUACUGCUUGGAUGUCUGGUUUAGUUUUAUAUCUACUUACUAUAGCCACUGCUUUCCUCGGUUAUGUACUACCAUGGGGACAGAUGAGUUUCUGGGGUGCUACAGUCAUUACUAAUCUCCUUUCUCCAAUACCAUAUUUAGUACCUUGGUUACUCGGUGGAUACUAUGUAUCUGAUGUAACAUUAAAACGAUUCUUUGUAUUGCACUUUAUAUUACCUUUUGUAGGUUGCAUUCUAAUUGUAUUACACAUCUUCUAUUUACAUUUAAAUGGUUCUAGUAACCCUGCAGGUAUUGAUUCCGCACUUAAAGUAGCCUUCUAUCCUCAUAUGUUAAUGACCGAUGCUAAAUGUCUAUCCUAUCUAAUUGGUUUAAUUUUCUUACAAACGGCUUUUGGUUUGAUUGAAUUAUCGCACCCAGAUAACUCCAUACCAGUGAACCGGUUUGUAACUCCGCUUCAUAUCGUACCUGAAUGGUACUUUUUAGCAUAUUAUGCGGUGUUAAAAGUAAUCCCAUCCAAAACCGGUUUGUUAGUAUUUAUGUCCUCUCUCAUUAACUUAGCUCUUUUAUCUGAAAUUCGAGCUUUGAAUACUCGAAUGUUGAUACGACAACAUUUUAUGACUCGAAAUGUAGUCAGUGGAUGGGUAAUUAUUUGGGUAUACAGUAUGAUCUUCUUGAUUAUUAUUGGUAGUGCUAUUCCACAAGCGACUUAUAUCUUAUAUGAGACGAUAGCUACUUAUAAUGUGAUAAUAACGAUACAUGGCCUAGCUAUGAUCUUUAUGUUCUUAAUGCCUGCUUUCUAUGUCGAAUUAUCGCACCCAGAUAACUCCAUACCAGUGAACCGGUUUGUAACUCCGCUUCAUAUCGUACCUGAAUGGUACUUUUUAGCAUAUUAUGCGGUGUUAAAAGUAAUCCCAUCCAAAACCGGUGGUUUGUUAGUAUUUAUGUUAUCAACAUGUCAAUGA
Messenger RNA from Besnoitia besnoiti, 1221 nucleotides. RefSeq names its product cytochrome b. The coding region runs from base 1 to 1221 and encodes 406 amino acids. The transcript is spliced from 4 exons. Gene Ontology annotation, cellular component: membrane. Lineage: Eukaryota; Apicomplexa; Conoidasida; Eucoccidiorida; Sarcocystidae. Gene Ontology annotation, biological process: mitochondrial electron transport, ubiquinol to cytochrome c. Gene Ontology annotation, molecular function: electron transfer activity. The record is from RefSeq and is a predicted model, not a curated record.